Molecule: messenger RNA, 543 nt
Organism: Uloborus diversus
Lineage: Eukaryota; Metazoa; Arthropoda; Arachnida; Araneae; Uloboridae
Product: kelch-like protein 7
Exons: 3
Coding region: 31-543 (170 amino acids)
Source: RefSeq, a predicted model, not a curated record
CCGAAAGCUUUCGAAAUUCUGUUGGAUUAUAUGUACACUGGAGAGCUAAAGGUGACAUGCCAAGAGCUGCCAGAAGUUUACAAAGCUGCUAGAAAGCUAGGAAUAGAAGGAGCAUUAAGUAAAUGCAUUGAACUGCUACAUGUGACACCAGACCACAUCCAGAACAUGGUGAACCUGUACGUUUCUGCUCGCAAGUUGAACCAGUUAGAUGCAACAGUUCGGGCCUUCAAGAUAAUUGUGGCCAAUUUCGAAAGACUCGUCAUGACGAAAGAGUUUCUCGAUCUGGAGAUAAAUCAAGUCGUAGAAAUAUUCAGCGCAGAUGAAAUGGGUGCAAGGAGCGAAAUAAUCAUUUUCUUGGGGGCCUUGAAAUGGAUCAACUACAAAUACCUCGACAGAGAAGGGCACAUCAACUCCAUCUUCGACUGCAUCAGGUUUGGGUUGAUGAACAUGGAAGAAAUCUUGGCUUGUUUCCACCCUCCCAUUCUUCCGGGCAUCAUGUUACGACCGAAAAUUCGAGAGGCUCUUCUGAAUGCAACGUGGUAA